UGAAACAGAUUUCGUUUGUUGCAGGGUUACGCGGUCGAAAAUACUUACGUUGAAAUAGUGACUUAAUUCAUCGCGAGCUUCACAAAUAUUUCAAGAUGAUGAUGGGAGGUGGACAAGGGGCUGCGCCCAUUAUAGUGCUGAGUCAAAACACGAAGCGAGAAAGUGGAAAGCAAGUUCAGAAGGGCAACAUCAAUGCUGGCAAGAUGAUCGCGGAUGUUAUUCGUACUUGCCUGGGCCCGCGAGCUAUGCUGAAGAUGCUCAUGGAUCCCAUGGGAGGAAUCGUGAUGACGAAUGACGGGAAUGCAAUCCUCCGGGAAAUUACCGUUCAACAUCCCGCCGCGAAAUCUAUGAUUGAGAUCGCUCGUACCCAAGAUGAAGAAGUUGGCGACGGUACCACGUCCGUCAUUGUUCUGGCAGGAGAGAUUCUCAGUGUUUGUGCACCUCUUUUGGAUGAUGGUAUUCAUCCUACGGUGAUCAUUCGUGGAUUCCGUCAAGCAUUGGAAGACAUCAUCGAUAUAAUGAAGGACGAAGUGAGCAUCCCCCUCAAUUUGGAUGACGAAGAGCAGAUUCUCAACGUGGUAGCAUCGUGCAUCGGAACCAAGAUAACGUCGAGGUGGUCACGAAUGGCAUGUAAAAUGGCUAUGGAUGCUGUUAAGAUGAUUACUCAGAAAACCCCGGGCGGAACAACUGAAGUCGAUAUCAAGAAUUUUAUCAAAAUCGAAAAAAUUCCCGGCGGCAGCAUGGAAGACUCGUAUCUAAUUCCUGGCACCAUGUUCAACAAAGACGUAACUUUCCCGAGCAAAAUGCGACGAAGAAUCGAAAAUCCGCGGAUAAUGCUGCUUGAUUGCAAUCUCGAGUACAAGAAGGGAGAAAGUGUGACCAACAUCGAGAUCAGCAACCAGAGCGACUUCGCCCGCUACCUCGAAAUUGAAGAAGAGUAUAUCCAGAAAAUUUGUGAAGAUAUAAUCCGGAUGAAGCCCGAUCUCGUCUUCACAGAAAAGGGUGUUUCUGAUUUAGCGCAGCAUUAUCUUGGAAAGGCUAAUAUCUCAGUGGUUCGUCGAAUCAAGAAAACCGAUAAUAACCGCCUUGCCAGAGCGACUGGAGCCACUGUCGUUUUCCGAACAGACGAACUAAAAGAAGAAGAUAUUGGCACUCGUGCUACGCUGUUCGAAGUGACAAAGAUCGGCGAUGAGUACUGGACAUCAGUUCGAUCUGACGACGCGAAAGCGUGCACCAUUGUUCUGCGUGGAGCGUCGAAAGAUGUUCUUAAAGAAGUGGAACGGAACCUGCAAGACGCCAUGUUCGUUGCCCGAAAUAUCAUGUUGGAUCCCAGAAUUGUUCCAGGCGGUGGAGCCACGGAGAUGAGACUAUCCAAGGCCAUUGUGGAAAGAAGUGUGAAUGUUAAGGGAGUCGAAGCUUGGCCUUACAAGGUUGUGGGAACCGCGCUAGAAGUCAUUCCGAAGACCUUGUCCGAUAACUGUGGCCAGGAUUCCAUCCGUGUGCUCACGAAUCUUCGGGCCUGUCAUGCUGCUGGCCAAAAAAAUCACGGAGUGAAUGGUGAAACGGGCGAAGUAGCAGAUAUGGAACAGUUGAAAAUUUGGGACCCCUUGGCCGUCAAGCUUCAGGUGAUGAAAACAGCUGUUGAGACAGCCAUUCUGCUCCUUCGCAUCGACGACAUCGUUUCUGGUUCCAAGAAGCAACAAGGCGAUGGAACUGGCGGAGGUGGUGCCCCUGGUGGCGGUGCUCCGAUGGGAGGACCUCAAGCAACUUGCUUAGCAAUGCGGAGGAGCUUUUGUCCGAGCCAGAAACGGCCCGGAGAAUUUGAGUGCGAUAAGGCUGAAUCUGUACUGACGCCGAAGAGGGUGAAUAUCGCCGUUUCAUCAUCUCCGAAGUGCUUCAGUUCUCCCCGGCCGAAUCUCAAUGCUAGUUUCAAAUCUCCACUUCUGAGUGGUACCCCUAAGAGUAUUGGUUCGGGAUUGUGCGUUCGUCGACACAACGUGAUAUCUCACGAAUCUCCGUUUGCUUGUUCGCCGAAAGCGCCUGUAUUCGAUCCGGAAGCUGCUCGAGGUGUUCAACAAAAUGCCACUGCACACGAAGAUUUCAUCAAAUCCAUGCUUUCGAAGCCAUUCCGUGUUCCGAUUGACAACUACUCUGGAUCUCUGUAUGGGCGAUCAUUGGGUUUAUGUAAGUCGGGCAUGCGCCAAGCAUUGCAUGACCCCGAAGAACCAGAGGCCUUGGUCUUAUACUUUCCUCCGAUUCUGAGUGAAGAGCAGCGUUUGAAGACCGAUCUAUCGAAGGUUCCUGUUCAUGUUGUUGUUGACCCGAUGUUGUACAAGGUAUUGCGUCCUCAUCAGCGUGAGGGCGUGAAAUUCAUGUGGGAUUGCGUCACGGGACGUCAGAUAGAAAACGCCUUUGGCUGCAUCAUGGCAGAUGAAAUGGGUUUGGGCAAGACCUUGCAGUGCAUUACGUUGUGUUGGACUCUCUUGCGACAGAGUCCGGAUGCGAAGCCGGAAAUUGACAAAGCCAUCAUCGUUACGCCGUCGAGUCUUGUCAAGAAUUGGGCAAAUGAGAUUGUGAAAUGGCUGAAGGGCCGAGUGUCGCCGCUGGUGAUAGACUCAGGGUCGAAGAGCGAAAUCGACCAGAAUUUGGAGCGCUUUAUGAACACGUAUGGACGACGACCAGUGAAUCCAAUUUUGAUAAUAUCUUACGAAACUUUACGUUUGCACGCUGCCCCUCUUCAGAAAGGAGAUGUAGGGUUAAUCAUAUGUGACGAGGGUCAUCGUUUGAAGAAUUGCGAAAAUCAAACGUAUCAAGCCUUAAAUUCCCUGAAAGCCAAGAGAAGAGUGCUGUUGUCCGGGACGCCGAUUCAGAACGAUCUCUUGGAGUAUUUCAGUUUGGUGCAUUUCGUGAACGAAGGUCUCCUGGGAAGCUCGAGCGAAUUCCGCAAGCAAUACGAACUUCCUAUUCUGAAAGGUCGGGAUUCGAUGGCAACGGCCGACGAGCAUCAAAAGGGCAAGGAGAGAUUGGAAGAAAUGGCCAAGUUGGUCAACCGUUGCAUCAUUCGACGAACUGCGGGAAUUCUUUCGAAAUAUCUACCCCCAAAGAUCGAAUUGGUGGUUCUGUGUCCAUUAACGAGUGUUCAAGAAGCCAUUUACAAGUCUUUCGUCGCAUCUAAUGCUGUGAAGCGUCAAAUUCUGAGCGACGAUGACGAUAAAAAGUCCAAAGCAAAGGCUGGUGGGAGUGGGGUUUCGACGCUUUCUGCCAUCACUACGCUGAAGAAGCUUUGCAACCACCCAGACUUGAUUUUGGAUAAGGUUUUAGAAGGUGCACCUGGUUUAGAAAACGCUAUGCAGUAUUUUCCCAACGCAAAAAGUGCUCAACGAGCUCUGGAUACCGUCAUAUCCGGGAAGAUGCGUGUUUUGGACACCCUACUUGCUGUGAUUAAAUCUACCUCUAAUGACAAGGUAGUCUUGGUGUCAAACUACACGCAAACUUUGGAUCUCUUCGAGAAAUUGUGUAGAGUGCGGAAUUAUGCCUGCGUAAGAUUGGAUGGUUCAAUGACGAUCAAAAAAAGAGCGAAGGUGGUGGAUCAAUUCAAUGACCCAUCAACCUCUGAAUGGAUCUUUAUGCUGAGCAGUAAAGCAGGAGGAUGCGGUCUUAAUUUAAUUGGAGCCAAUAGACUGGUCAUGUUUGAUCCGGAUUGGAAUCCUGCCAAUGACGAUCAGGCGAUGGCUCGUGUUUGGCGUGAUGGGCAGAAGAAGAACUGUUUCAUUUACCGGCUUCUUGCUACUGGAUCCAUCGAAGAGAAGAUCUUUCAGCGCCAGAGGCACAAGAAGGCGUUGAGUAGUUGCGUUGUGGACCAGGAAGAAGAUGUUGAGCGACAUUUCUCAAUCGCUGAACUGAGAGAGUUGUUCUUGCUUGAGGAAGGAACCAAAAGCUCUACUCAUGAUCGAUUCAAGUGCUCAAGAUGUGUAAACGGCAUUGAAUACACGCCGCCUCCAGAAAACGCCGAUUGCACUUGGGACUUGGUUGAUUGGCACCACUGCGCAGACAAACGAAAUCUGUGCGAUAUUCCCUUGAAAACGAGUUGGGGCAAUGCGGGGAUUUCGUUCGUUUUCUGGCAAAAGUCACACGAACAACGGAAAACCGUGUGAUAGUAUCGAGUUGAAUCAAAUGACGAUCGAACCUCUUGAUUAUAUGUCGAAACUGGUCUUGAGCCGACACAGCACUAGAUUCUGGUAUAUUGGGCAUCGGGUAGUACGCCCUGAAACCAAAGAUCUCAUCGACAGUUGCAUCCAUCACGUCUUCGUGAAGAAAAACGAGCCUGUACUUAUUUUUAUAAAUAUUACGUCACAGAAAUUUCCUGAA
This is a messenger RNA of Notodromas monacha, 4368 nucleotides long. Lineage: Eukaryota; Metazoa; Arthropoda; Ostracoda; Podocopida; Cyprididae. The record is from the annotation of a GenBank genome assembly.